Messenger RNA from Aspergillus homomorphus CBS 101889, 2328 nucleotides. Its product is annotated as exocyst subunit EXO84. Gene Ontology annotation, biological process: Golgi to plasma membrane transport; exocytosis; intracellular protein localization. The transcript has 3 exons. Gene Ontology annotation, cellular component: exocyst. The coding region runs from base 61 to 2151 and encodes 696 amino acids. NCBI's taxonomy places the organism in Eukaryota, Fungi, Ascomycota, Eurotiomycetes, Eurotiales, Aspergillaceae. The record is from RefSeq and is a predicted model, not a curated record.
GUUUCCUACUGUCGAUUGCAGGUUCAAUCUUUUCCUCGCCUUGCUUCCUCAUACGUCACCAUGGAAAGUCGUGGAUUGACUCUCCGCAGCAAGUCUCGCCGGCCCCGACCCCAGAUCAGCGCUCCGAAGCCCAUCUCCGGCCCUCUUCCGCCCAACAAUACCAGCCCCAGUCCUAGCACUUCGACCAGCACUUCCGCUGUCAGCAAGCCCGCCGUACCCGUCCAUGGGACACUCUCCAGCUCUGCUGCCAAGGAUGCGACAUCCGAUCUAGUCAAGCGACGGUACUCAGCCCGAUUCAAUCAAGUCCCUGACUUUGAUGGCGUGCCGCCAGUGCCCGGACUACCUCCGCUCCCGGCCACGUAUGGAGGAUUGAGCCCUCCUGAAACGAGUCGCCGACCCUCCACCGAAUCGCCAGGUCCGCCACAGGUAGACCUGAACGCUUUGCGAGAUCCCAGUUUGCCCGUUGAUAAAUAUGUGGCCAACCUGCUUGCGAAUGCGUCCGAGGAAGAGAUCGAGGAAUACCAGCGCAGCCUCCGAAAAGUCAAGAACAGAACGUCAACCGAUCUCCAGCAGAAUGUCUACCAGAAUCGCACCCAGUUCAUUAAGAUUAGCAAAGAGGCAGAGAAGCUCAAAGGAGAGAUGCGUACUUUACGGACUUUGAUGGCGGAGCUGACUACUGCACUCGGCCAAACUACAGUCGGCACUACCCCGAAUCCCAUGUCUCCCAUGCCCGAUGAACGAUUGUCUAAGCGCCAUGCCAAUCGCAGCUCGGUCGCAAACCUGGAGAGUAUGUGGAACGUGCAACUGCAAACUUUAUGGAAGACGGUGGAAGGAUCGCAAAAGUUCUUGCCGGUGGUUCCGGGCCGACACAUUGUAAUGGAGAGUGGACAUUGGGUCGAGCUGGACUCGGCAACGUGGAAGCCGCGGCGUCCGGUGCACAUCGUUCUGCUAAACGAUCAUCUGCUGGUGGCAGCCAAGAAGCGCAAGCGCGUGGACCAGAGCAGUCAUCGUGGUCCUGUGCCCACCAAGCUGGUAGCAGAGGAAUGCUGGCCCCUGCAGGACGUGGACAUGAUUGAUCUCGGGGCUAACUUAGGCGCAGGGGUGGCGCGGGAGGAGGCUGAAGAUCGGGGCAUUACCAACGCUAUCAAUGUGCGUGUGGGAGGCAAACCAUUCACCUAUCGGCACGACAAGCGCGACAGUUCUGCCAAGAGCGACCUCUUGGCUACUUUUCGAAAGACGGUCGAGGAUCUCCGCCGCACGCUCCGAUCAGAAACCGAGGCCGCUGGCAAAGCCGCCCCCGAGUCAAUGGGUUAUCGCGGGGUGCGCCACCCAUCCUACUCUCCUCAACCAGAUCGGUCGGACAUCAUGGACAAUGUGCGAGACAAGCCUGAGUUACGCAUUGAUGUAGACGGCAAGCAGCAGAAUCUGCGAUGGGUGGAAGGGCAGGUGGACGAGCUGGACAUUGACAUCGCUCUACAACGGUUUGAGGAUGCCGUGGCCCACAUCGAGCGGUUGCGCAAACUUGCUAGGGGUUUGAAGGGUAAUGCGGUCGCGCAGGACGUGAUCACAACGAAGGUGGAUGAGCGUGCGGCCACCUUGGCCGAGGUCUUGCUGCGAGAGCUAGUGGACACUCACUCAUUUCCCCAAGCCACCAAGACUAAAUCCACAUGGCUGAUGCGUUUGGGCUUCGAAGACCAAGCUCGGGAAGCCUAUCUCAAGGCGAGAUCUGAUAUCGUCUCUAAGCGAAUUAGAGCCUGUGUCUUCGAGGGGGACCUCCCGAUGUAUAUUUUUCAGAUCUCCUAUGUUUACUUUACCCUGAUCAAGAACACGAUCAGCAUUUACCAGCAGUGCUUCCCACCAGUCAUGUCCAGUGCCAGCAUCAAGUGGGCCAAGCAUCACCUCGAUGGCUUCAAUGCGCUCCUCACGCGGCAGCUGAGUAGUGUGCAGCGUGGCACCACAGUGUACCAGAAAUGCCUCGAUAUUGUGCACGACCACGCUAACAUGCUGACUGAAGUGGGAGUUGAUUUCACUGAUCUGGUCGCCAAGGGGCUGGAGGUGGAAGACCUGGCCGAACGUCCGCAGAUGACGCGCUCGGAGUCGUUGAUCUCAGGCUUGGCCGAAGCCGCGGCAGCCGCAUCGCCGGUGAUUUGAUGCUGGGACAUGGGCUUAAUCUGUAGCGUUCAAUUGUUCUUUUAUCACUGCACAUGCCUGUCUUAAGUUACUACAACCGCCUCAGGAGGCUCCGUUGUGUGGCUGUGUGGCUGGACGAUUUAGCUGUCGGAGCUUGCUGCUCUCUGUAAGUUUAUAAUCAUGCAAAUUUGUGCCAAC